Messenger RNA from Biomphalaria glabrata, 3833 nucleotides. Its product is annotated as apoptotic chromatin condensation inducer in the nucleus-like. The record is from RefSeq and is a predicted model, not a curated record. Bases 25 to 3606 code for a protein of 1193 amino acids. Lineage: Eukaryota; Metazoa; Mollusca; Gastropoda; Planorbidae. The transcript has 20 exons. Gene Ontology annotation, molecular function: nucleic acid binding.
GAUUUUCGCGUUCAUCGGACUAAAAUGGCGUCCAAAGAUGAAUCCUUAAAUAAUAUAACUUUAAAAGGUACACUAGUUUCAGAACUUAAAGUUACAGACAUUAAACGAGAGCUCGAAAAAAGAGGUCUCUCAAAGAGUGGAAGCAAGCAACAACUUACUGAACGCUUACAAGCUCAACUCUUAUUAGAGAAACUGCAGCAGGAUGCAGCUCAGUCCUCAGGAGAUGAACUGGAAGGGAAAGUGCCGAACAUGGCGCUUCAACAAGAUAACAAAGCAGGACAGAGUGAAUUUGUUCGACAAUAUCUAGAACAGCAACAGAAAAAUUUGGAAAUACAGAUGGAAGUAAAGAAACAGGUUGAAGAAGAAAGAAAGAGAAAAUCAGCAGACGAAUCGUCCGCUGACGAAUCAAAUCCAGCUGGCAAUAAAGCCUCUAAUGACCCGGAUGUGAACUCGCCGAAAAAGUUCAAGGACGAUUCUAGCAACGCACCUGCGAAGUCUAAAGAAAAAAUGCCGAAACCGGCUAGAAAAAGCAGUAGAAAUGCUUCAAAAGGGGAAAACGGUCAAGAAAGUGAAGUAGUUAAAGAGCGUUCUAGAUCUCCCACCCCAGACAGUGAAAGACUUAGAGAACGGACACGGUCAGGAUCAUCCUCCAGUUCCCGGUCACCAACCCCUGAAAAACCCUCAAGGAGUCGAAGGGGUCGACAGGCACGCGGGAGGGCUUCUAAACGAGGAGGGGGUAGGCGGAGAGGUAACUAUGCCACAAAGUCAAGGUCAUCCUCUUCUUCAUCAGAAGAGGUUGCCCCCAAGAAGAAAAGGCGCAGUACUAAUUCAGUGAGCUCUCGGUCAAGGUCUAGAUCACCUCAAAUGAUAUCUCAAGAGUCUACCAGAAGAUCUAGUCGACGUGGUGCUGCCAUCAAAAGCACCCCAGAACAUCAGCUUGAAGAAGCUGAGGACAAAGUUGUAAGCCAAAUAAAAAAGGCUGAGGUUGAAGAAAACGCUGAGCCACCAGCGGUUCAAGCCAAGAAAAGGCAAAAAUUAGCAGCUGGGGAGACACCUGUUGAUAAGGUGGUUGAAGAAAGUGCUACCAUAUCUCAGGCUACAACUCUGGCAUCUCAAUCUGAAGUAGAAAUGGUUGAUGUGCCAUCUGUCAGUGCAAUCCCAGCAUCACCAAAAGAAGCAUCUUCCGUAAUGGAUACAUCUGAACCUCUCAGCAGCAAAGAAGAUGAAGUUAGUAAAUCUGAGGAUUUGGAAACCAAACCUCAAUCAAUCAGCAGUGACUCUACCACUGUAAAGGACAAUAUCCAAGACGUAGCAACUGAAAGUGCAUCAGUGGCAACCACAGAGACUGAAUCCCAUUCAGAAAAGGAUUCAGAGAAUCUUGCGGUGGAUACCAGUGAUAGGGUUAAAGAAACUGAGCCUCAAGCUAAAAGCACAGAAACACCUGUAACAUUGUCUGAGAAAGAUUCUAGUGAACAAAACAGAAGAGUUCUUAGCAGAAGGUCUUCCUCUAAAAGUCCUUCUGCAGAGAAGUCUAAAAAGAAAUCAAGAUCAUCUUCCUCCUCUUCCUCAUCUUCGUCCCGGUCAAGGACUAGAUCCAAAUCACCAAAACAUAAACCAGUCAGAUCCCCUUCCUCCAGUUCACAGUCCAGGUCUCGGUCUAGAUCUAGUUCAUCAAGCAGUAGCAGCAGUGAUUCAUCUGGCAGCAGACGUAAAGCAGCAGUCCCAAGAAAAGGCCCUGAGCCAUCGAAGUCACCAUCGCCUCAACAGGAAAUAACCAAGACUGAGACCCCAGAUACAAGCCAAAGUGCCCAGAAACCUGCUCUUAAAGAAACUGUUAAAAAUGAUGGUGAUAACAAGUCUAAAAAAGAUGUAUCUAGUGUACAGAAAACAAAAGACAGUGAUCAGGCUGAGACACUCAAGGCUCCAGAAGUUGUAGCCCAACAGAGUGUCAAAAGUGAAACAGUGCCAGACAACGGUAGUGAUCCAACUGGUAACAGCAAGACAACAGAAAAAGAAGAAGGUACAGUGAAGAAGGACAAGACUGCUAAGAAGAGGAAAUGGGGAUCCAAGACAUCUAAAGCUGCCAAGCCAGUUAAGAGAACCACCAGCAUUGAAAUCUCAUCAGAUUCAUUAAAGAAUCUCAUUGGUGAUGUGAAGUUAUCUGAAUCUGUCUUUGAUAUGGACACAGAAAUGGUGAAUACAUUAGACUAUGAUGACCAUGAAGAAGACAGAAGAGAUGUGAAAAUAAAGAAAGCCAAUGUACAGUCCCCACAAUCAGAUGAUGCAAAGGAAGAGCUGUCUCAAGAUGGGAAUGCUACAGAAGAUAUCAGAAUCAUGGAGUUACAAGAUGAUGAGCUUAAGCAAGAGUUGCAGGCAUCUGAGGAAACAGAAAAGAAGAUUGUCAAACAUGAAACAAGCAAGGAAGAAGACAAAAAGAGAGUUAAAAAACUUAAAAAGAAGAAGGAGCUUCCUGAUGAGACGGAAACAGUCCAGAAAGAGAAAGCAGUGGAAGUUGAAAAUAAGGAGCGUGUAUUUGCCUCUACACGUCCCAUUAAACCUCUGUUACCUGCUGUAGAUGAACCAGAGCCUGUCUCUGGGCUUCAAUCUCCUGCCAGAAAUACACCAGACAGAGUUAUUCGUAUAUCUGGUCUUGUCCGACCAUUUACUAUUGGUCAGUUGAAAGAGUUGUUGAAGAGGUCUGGUGAACUGGAUGAGGAUAACUUUUGGAUCAAUGAUAUCAAGUCACACUGUCUAGUAGCUUACAAAUGUCAGGAAGAUGCAGUGAAAGCAAGAGCAGCUCUGCACAAGACACGAUGGCCACAGUCCAAUCCAAAAAUUCUUCUUGUAGAUUUUGCCACCAUAAAAGAUGUAAAGCACAGGAAGUCUGAAGGUGAUGUGCCUCAGCCUGCACCAGUCAAAAAACCCAUUGACACUAAGAAACUGCAGGAACAAAAAGAGGAAGAAGAGAGGGAGAAGCGACAGAAGGUCAGAGAGUUGAGAGAAAAAGAAAGAGAAGAGAAAGAAAAGGAAAAGCGUGAUGAAAAAGAUAGGGCAAGAAAGAGAGAGCUAGAAAGAAAGAAUCCAGUUAGGGAAUGGGACAGAGAUAAAAUUCAACAGUUAUCUAAGUCUCGCUCCCGUUCUAAAGAAAGAGAAAAGCCCAGAAGGUCAAGAUCUGUUGACAAGAGCCAAAGAAAACGCAGAGAUCCUAGUAGAGAAAAGAAAGAUGAGGAAAAAAAGAAAGAUAAAAAACAAAAAGAGACGAAAUCUGAAGAGGAACCACCAGCGAAACUGCUUGAUGAUCUUUUCCGCAAGACAAAAGCUGUGCCUUGUAUUUAUUGGUUGCCUCUUACCGAAGAACAGGCUGUCCUGAGAGCUUUAAAAAAACAGGAGUUUGAAAAGGAGAGGCAGAAAAAAAUAGCUGCUGCUGAAGAAAGAGAGAAGGAAGAGUUAAAAAAACGAGAAGCUGUAAGAUUGGAGCGAAUAAAAGAAAGAGAGCGAGAAAGGGAAAGAAGUCGAGAAAGGGAAAGGGAGAGAGAGAAUCGCAGGCAAGAAAGAAGUCGAUCCAGCAGAAGUGAUAGCAGAAGUAGAUCCAGGAGGAGGCGCUGAAAAUAGAAAUGCAUAUUUUGUUUGUCACAAUUUUGUUUUGAUUAUUUAAAAUAUGAUGCUGUUCUUUGUGAUGUAUCUGACAAGUGACUUAGAGCACAGUAACACAGUCACAACUGAUGUGGUCCAUUUUUUUUUAAAACUAGUUUCCUCAUCUCACAUUGACAUUUGGAAUCAAACAAAAAAAGGAAUUUCUUUUUUUAUGCUAAUAAAAAUAUUUUAAUAUAAGA